Canis lupus familiaris (dog) is the source of this 5065-nucleotide messenger RNA. It is a transcript of the gene ZNF7, whose product is annotated as zinc finger protein 7. The coding region runs from base 490 to 2688 and encodes 732 amino acids. The record is from RefSeq and is a predicted model, not a curated record. NCBI's taxonomy places the organism in Eukaryota, Metazoa, Chordata, Mammalia, Carnivora, Canidae. Gene Ontology annotation, biological process: regulation of transcription by RNA polymerase II. Gene Ontology annotation, molecular function: RNA polymerase II cis-regulatory region sequence-specific DNA binding; DNA-binding transcription factor activity, RNA polymerase II-specific. Gene Ontology annotation, cellular component: nucleus. The transcript is spliced from 5 exons.
GGAAGACUUCACUUCGUGACGGUGCAGGAGGGGCUGCGCCCGGGCGGGGUGGGCGACCGGCCUUCGUGACCCCCGGCCGCCCCUGCCUGGGCUGCUGCCCACGAGCCCCUUUCUGAGCCAGAGGCGCCCGCGGGGAGUCCGCCCCGCAUCCCGGCGUCCAGGGGGCGAGCCUGGGGCGGCGGCGGGCCCUGCAGGCUCCACUGCCUUCUGUGACCUUGUUCGGGCCCGUCCUCCAGCCACGCUCCCCGACUCCGGCUGCCCGGCCGCGCCUCCUCCCCGGGCUAGUGAGCUUCUCUGGGGCGGGACCGUCGAACGAUCAGAGUCCCUUCUCUGGGGCGUGAUCUCGGAGGUGAUGCGUUUGCAUAGUUUUGACUCUUCAUACUGCCUCGGGAAAGCAGGGUUCCCGCGCACUGUGCGCUGCUGCGACCCCGUUGCUUAGUCUGGCACCUGGCGUGGGUGGCAAUCCGCACCUCACACACUGAAAGAUGAAUGAAGCUUCUGGGGGGCAGAUGCUCCAGUGCUGUGGCCGCUUUGGCCUCACCUUAUAUCCCUGCCAAAGAACGUCUGAGGUUAGAGGUCCCUCCGCCAGGACACAUGGAUGCCAACCCACCGAGCCUCAUGGGUUCCCUGGGGUGCUGGUGUAUGUCUUUUCAGGAGGCUGUGACGUUUGGUGACGUGGCCGUACACUUCUCAAGGGAGGAGUGGCAGUGCCUGGACCCUGGCCAGAGGGCACUGUACAAGGAGGUGAUGCUGGAGAACCACAGCAGCGUGGCUGGACUAGGAUUCCUGGUCUUCAAGCCUGAGCUGAUCUCCCGGCUGGAGCAGGGGCAGGAGCCAUGGGUCCUCGACCUGAAGGGAGUCGAAGGGAGAGAGGGGGCAAGGACCUUCCUUACAGAUUCUGCAGGUGGGAUUGCGAGCGAGCAGGCCGGUGAGGACGUGGAUGUUCUAAAAUCAGAACCCUGUGCGGCAAUGGUCAGAAGCCCCCCACCGGCUUUUCCUCAGAGUUCUAGCUUUAGCGAUCCCUCUGAUGGUGCAGUCUGGUCAGAGAGUAAGCCAGGCUCUCUCCAGAGAAACCGCCUGAGCACAGGGACUGUGGCUCCCAGGAAGACCUUCACAAGGGAGGGUGCCCAGGGAUGUGGUGAGCUGGAGAGCAGUGGUGGCCUGGGUUGUCAGCCUGGCGAAAGUCCAGGAGGUGCAGAAGGGACGUCCCGAAGGUGUGACGUGUGUGGCCGAAGCUUCCGGUCUGCUUCAGACAUUGCACUGCGUCGAGAAAUUGAUACACGAAAGAAACCAAACACAUGUCCGGAGUGUAAAACAAAAGUACCCGAUUGUUUGCAGGGGAAGCCUCGAGGUAACUGCCACGGAGAGAAGCCGUAUGAAUGUGAGGAGUGUGGGAAGGUCUUCAGGUUGUGCUCACAGCUUAAUCAGCAUCAGAGGAUCCACACUGGUGAGAAGCCAUUCAAAUGCAUCGAGUGUGGAAAAGCCUUCCGUCUGAGUUCAAAACUUAUUCAGCAUCAAAGAAUUCACACUGGAGAGAAGCCCUACCGGUGUGAGGAGUGUGGAAAGGCCUUUGGUCAGAGCUCCAGCCUCAUCCACCACCAGAGGGUCCACACGGGGGAGAGGCCCUAUGGCUGCCGGGAGUGUGGAAAGGCCUUCAGCCAGCAGUCUCAGCUGGUCAGACACCAGCGGACCCACACUGGAGAGAGGCCCUACCAGUGCCAGGAGUGCGGGAAGGCCUUCAGCCAGAGCUCAACCCUGGCCCAGCACCAGCGGAUGCACGCUGGGGACAAACCUCAACUUCCAAGGAACCCAGAUAGCCCCAGCCUUGUUGCACAUCAGAGAAUACACGCUACAGAGAAGCCAUUUAAGUGUGACGAGUGUGGGAAGGCCUUCAGGUGGGUGUCUCGCCUGAGUCAGCACCAGCUGACCCACACCGGAGAGAAACCUUAUAAAUGCAACAAGUGUGCAAAAGCCUUUGGUUGUAGCUCACGGCUUAUUCGCCACCAGAGAACUCACACUGGAGAAAAGCCAUUUAAAUGUGAGGAGUGCGGGAAAGGCUUUGUCCAGGGCUCCCACCUAAUUCAGCACCAGAGAAUUCAUACUGGGGAGAAACCCUAUGAGUGUAGUGACUGUGGAAAGGCCUUCAGCCAGAGCUCCAGUCUCAUUUACCAUCAGAGAAUCCAUAAGGGAGAGAAGCCGUACGAGUGCCUGGAAUGCGGAAAAGCUUUCAGUAUGAGCACACAGCUCACGAUCCAUCAAAGGGUCCACACUGGGGAGAGACCCUACAAGUGUACCGAGUGCGGGAAAGCAUUCAGUCAAAACUCAACCCUUUUCCAGCACCAGAUCAUCCACGCAGGAGUGAAGCCCUAUGGGUGCAGUGAGUGUGGGAAGGCCUUCAGUCGGAGCUCCUAUCUCAUCGAGCACCAGAGGAUUCACACUCGUGCUCAGUGGUAUCAUGAAUACGGGAAUACCUUGGAAGCUUCUACCCAUGUGAGCCGUAAAAAAGUCAGCACUGUAAAGAAACUGCAUAAAUGUAACGAAUGUGAGAAAAUAUUCAGGUGGCGCUCGCAUCUAAUCAUACAUCAGAGAAUUCACACCGGAGAGAAACCUUACAAAUGUAAUGAAUGUGGCAAAGCUUUUAAUCGGAGCUCCAGGCUUACUCAGCAUCAAAAAAUUCACAUGGGAUAGAGCACUUCCCUUUAUAAAUGUGUAUAAAUGUGAAUAAACCUGCAGCCUUAACUUCAUGUAUUUUAUAUCGUUUAUACUAACAAGAAUUUGGAAUGUGGGGAUAGGUUGCAAAUUAUUAAGAAAAUGUCCAAAUGCAUACCAAGUGGAUGUUUUUUUGGUGGAAUGUGUGACUUUAUCCCACUCAGCAAAGCCUGUGUCCCUCAAGUCAGGGUGCUCGUGCAUAGAGUUCCGAGUUCACAGAGGGAAGACCCAGGCCCUGUGGAUGAGGAGGAGUCCUGGCCAGCUUUGCCAGACCCGUAGCUUAGCAGUUACCCAGAGGGUCUUCCCUCCGCGCCAGGUCCUCGGGCUGGCUUCAGUGGUGGGGGUGUUAGCUCGCGAUAGCGGGAGCCCAGAGAGACGUGCCUAGAACUCCUUCCUCCCAUCUUCUUCACCUGACUCCUCCUCUUCCAAGUCCGCUCCCAUCAGAGCAAGCUGGGGAUCAGCCAGCGGGCCUGGUGCCAGCAAGAGGAGCUCGAUCUGCACACGACUCCAAGAGUAGCACCCGGGCCUAGGGACCUGCUCUGUGAGUCUGGGACGUCACUGUCCCUGGAAUCCAGAGUCGCGCUUAUCUGAGCGUCGUUACAGGGCGAUCGGAAGAGAUGAACUGUGUACGAGAGCCACUCCCCUCCCACACAGACCCCGAGCCAGCAUCUCCAGCCGGACCCAGGCAGACUCGGCACCGCAGGGACGGCUCCUGAGAGCCCAGCAGAUGCUACCAAGAGGCCAGGGUGUGUCCUGUUACUGCUGCUUCCCACGCUUCCUCUGUUCCUCCUGCUUCGUUCCUCCUGCUGUGCAAACUGCCGGAAUAGGGCGGGUCUGCAGACUGACAGGUAAGCCUGUAGCCUGUUCCCAGAGGCUGGUGGAGAUGGAGGCCGUGGGCUCACCAGCAGGAUGGGGCUAACCAAUUCUGGUGCCGGCCUCGCCCUAGCGUCCUGGACUCACCACUGUGAGAAAGUUCGAGGGGACCAGAAGUCUUAGAUUGGCUACUGCCCACUUCCACUCACUCAAGACCUGCCCAUCUGUGGUGUCAUUGCCAGUUACCACCGGGGCAAAAUUUGGGCCAAAGACCCCUCCCUGUCCCCGUGGAGAGGCCCGUUUCUUCAACAUAGACAAAGGUAAUCCAGAGGGACACAGGUCAGUCACUUGAGUAUUGCAACACAUGACUUGGGUCACCAGCACACUGGUCUGGUUAAGCCUGUGGGUAGUUCCCCGAGACACAGGCUUGAUGGGCACGUGUGGUACAGCCCAGUAUCAGGUUAUGGAUUUGUAUCAGGUGAAAAAAGGGCUGGCUGGCCCUGUGUUUGAGCUAGGAGGUUCCAGAAUUAUCUGGCAUAGGGAACAGCAGAGUUUGGGGUGGUCUGGUCCAUCAGGUUUGGUUCCUGGCACGUUGACAGGGAUCUCCGCCCUGUAGCACGUCAGCCCAGUCAUAGCCGGGCACCAUGUGUGACGUGCUCUCAGGCGGCAGUGCUGGUUCUAGGGGGGAUUGCCCCCCAGCCUGUACCUGCACCUUUAGAGGUGGUCCCUCUCCAGGAGCAGGACACCAUGAGGUCAUUGUGCCCAUUUCAGUAGCUGUAACAGCCUCUUCAGCUGUCCCUACUCCGCCCAGAACUUGUGUCCAAAGGCGUCAAUGCAAGGGGACCAGGGACUUUGUGGGCCCACGUGCCCUAGGCAGCCUGGUCGCUGAAUGUGCCAUCCCCAGAAAGGAAUCCUCUCUGCCACCUCUGGGUAGUAGGACGCCAGGGUCGGAGGUUCUAUGUAUUCAACCUGGGCAGGAUGCCAUCCUCCCAACAGCAACUGCAGACCAGCCAGAAGGCCCAGAGGGUUCCACCUAAAUCUGCACCUGGAUUCUCUCUCUAGAUGGACAUGGCCCUCGAUCGGGGCUGGCACAGCCGGCCAGGGGGCAAGAUGCAGCCUGCGGCCUGUGAAAGCAGGCAUGCAGGCCAUAGGCCGGGUGGCAGGUCACAGUCUAAGCCAGAGUCCGCUCCUGUAAAUGCACUCCUCUGAGGGCGUGGGUUUAGGGACGAACACAGAUCCCAAGCCACAAGCAGUCAGCCGGGUUCCUAGCUCUGCUCUGCAUCUUCUCUGGCAGCCCCUCUUCCCGCUCCUGGCAGCACGGAGCUCCCAGUUUUUCAGUUGGGCGCUGCCCGGUUCCAGUCCAUGUUUGCUCAAAGAAACUCUUCAAAAAUUUGAUGUACCUCAGUUUACCUCUUAAAAAGCUUAAAAGCUAAGAAGGGUUUUUACAUUUUUAAGUGGGGAAAAAAAAAGACUAUUUUGUGACAUUUGAAAAUUAUAUUGAAAUCAAAUUUCAGUGUGACCAAAUAAAGUUUAUUGGAACCGA